GAAGCCUCAAGCUGUCCUUUCACAGGACAGGGGAUGGCAGGUCUUGGUAACCUGGCAGGUUCUGGGUUAAACAUCCCCAUUCUUCCCUCUUGUGGGGCCUUAGCUGAGAGGACCAGAACAUAGGCAGGGUGGGUCCUGGGGCUGGGAGCCAGAGCCCUGAGUCAUAGGGAGACCAAAGAGUCAGGGCCAGGGCAAGACACGCUGAGCCAGAAAACCUGGAGGAAAGCCAUGGUCUGAAUGCUGGGAGGAGGGAGAAGUCACCAGAUGCAGGCAAGGUCACAGGAGGGGACCGAGUCAGGACUGGAGCUAGGAAUAAGCUCCAGCAGGUCAGGGUCACUCGGGGCUGCUACAGGAGAUCCUGACCCUGUGCCCGGAAAUCUCCAGUGCUAGGGGCCGGCUCUCCAGGGCUGACAGUGGCCUAAGUGUGGUAGACUGGCCCCGGCUGGGGAUGUAUGAAGCCAGGAAGGUGCACUAGUUGCGAAGCCCUCCUGGAUCAGGCUUCGUGGUAGACAUCCACCUCUUCAGUUACAAUAGAACAUCUCUAACAGGCCCCUCAGGCCUAGACCCACCUCUGCUACCUGGGGGUGCAGCUCUGCGUCCUAACAGCUGGAGUCACCCAGCUCCGUGCCUCAUCUGUGAUUACUCAGUCAGGCCCCCACCCUCUCUUUGGAUGAAAACUGCAUUCUUCAAGAGCUUUACUCUCAGAGACUUUCCAUAUAGUGGCUCUUUGGUCUUUAAACUAUCUGGAAAUAAUUUCAAACUUUCAAAAGUUGCACAAAUAAAAGCAGCACAAUAUAGAAAUACUCAUUUCCCUCCUGAACCAUCUUAAAAUGUUGACCAUCUUUCUGAAAAAGAAUCUCCAUGGCCUGAACAUUUUCUGGAAAUAAUUUUGAGCAAAAUAUCUGUUUAAUAGAAAGAUAACCACAUCAAGAUGGUUGGAAAACUGAAGCAGAACUUACUAUUGGCAUGUCUGGUGAUUAGUUCUGUGACUGUGUUUUACUUGGGCCAACACGCCAUGGAAUGCCAUCACCGAAUAGAGGAACGUAGUCAGCCUCUUAAAUUGGAAAGCACAAAGACGACUGUGCGAACUGGCCUGGACAUCAAAGCCAACAAAACCUUUGCCUAUCACAAAGAUAUGCCUUUGAUUUUUAUUGGAGGUGUGCCUCGGAGUGGAACUACACUCAUGAGGGCCAUGUUAGAUGCACAUCCUGAUAUUCGCUGUGGAGAGGAAACCAGGGUCAUUCCCCGAAUCCUGGCCCUGAAGCAGAUGUGGUCACGGUCGAGUAAAGAGAAAAUACGCUUGGAUGAGGCUGGUGUCACCGAUGAAGUGCUGGAUUCUGCCAUGCAAGCCUUCUUGCUAGAAAUCAUUGUUAAGCACGGGGAGCCAGCUCCUUAUUUAUGUAAUAAAGAUCCUUUUGCCCUGAAGUCCUUAACUUACCUUGCUAGAUUAUUUCCCAAUGCCAAAUUUCUCCUGAUGGUCCGAGAUGGCCGGGCAUCAGUACAUUCAAUGAUUUCUCGAAAAGUUACUAUAGCUGGGUUUGACCUGAACAGCUAUAGGGACUGUUUGACCAAGUGGAAUCGUGCCAUAGAAACCAUGUAUAACCAGUGUAUGGAGGUUGGCUAUAAAAAAUGCAUGUUAGUUCACUAUGAACAACUGGUCUUACAUCCUGAACGGUGGAUGCGAACACUCUUAAAGUUCCUCCAUGUUCCGUGGAACCACUCAGUAUUACACCAUGAAGAGAUGAUUGGGAAAGCUGGGGGAGUAUCUCUGUCAAAAGUGGAGAGAUCAACAGACCAAGUCAUCAAGCCAGUCAAUGUAGCAGCUCUAUCAAAAUGGGUUGGGAAAAUACCUCCAGACGUUUUACAAGACAUGGCAGUGAUUGCACCCAUGCUUGCCAAACUUGGAUAUGACCCAUAUGCCAAUCCACCCAACUACGGAAAACCUGAUCCCAAGAUCCUUGAAAACACUAGAAGGGUCUAUAAAGGAGAAUUUCAGCUACCUGAAUUUCUUAAAGAAAAACCUCAGACUGAGCAGGGGGAGUAGCAGAGCCAGGAGCCUCUUACAUCCUAAGGGAAGACUGAUGCCUUUUCAUCUAGAACUGGCUGUCACCUGCUGAGAUCCAUGGAGUGUACGUACCAUGGCCCGCAUCUCCUGUUCAUUUGUCAGACUCCUCCCACUGAGAGGGUGGGAUGAAGAACACAUUUGGGCCUUCCUGAGUGAUCUGUGCCCUGAGCACAGCGCUCUUGAUUCUAUUGCAUGCACAACCCAGCGGAUUAGGAGCCCCGAAGGGACGUGCGCUUUCUGUUAAAACUGCUCUGGUCCUUAUCUUUUCUUACCAUAUUCAAACUUUGUUUUAAAGGGGAGGGUUUAAAAUUGGCAUUCUGUAAGUAAAAUUGGUCAGUUUCUCUUGGUUUUGUAGAAUACUCGUACCUGUUUAUUGAUGUGGAUAAUACUAAAUAUCUUAAUUAUUUAAAUUGUAUUGUUUCUGAGAAGUUGAGGGAUUCCUGUAUACAUUUACAAUGUAAUGACUUUUGU
Messenger RNA from Myotis lucifugus (little brown bat), 2536 nucleotides. RefSeq names its product tyrosylprotein sulfotransferase 1 (gene TPST1). Gene Ontology annotation, biological process: peptidyl-tyrosine sulfation. The coding region runs from base 932 to 2044 and encodes 370 amino acids. Lineage: Eukaryota; Metazoa; Chordata; Mammalia; Chiroptera; Vespertilionidae. Gene Ontology annotation, cellular component: Golgi apparatus. Gene Ontology annotation, molecular function: protein-tyrosine sulfotransferase activity. The record is from RefSeq and is a predicted model, not a curated record. The transcript has 6 exons.